UGCAUUCAGGAAUUCGUGGCAGGUGAAGAAAGUUGGACUUGGCCCUGUUGCCAAGACACCCAUCUUAGCCUGUGUCAAUGAUUAAUGCAGUGACUAAUGAUGGGAAAGGAGGAAGUUAUUGGCUGGGCGGGAUGGUACCUGUCCCAGUGAGAAGAAAAUGGCGCGUGACCCAAACUGCUCCCUUGUCAGCGAUCAAUUACCUUUGUCAUCCGAGAUCUUCCAAGUUAUCAAUGCUCAGAUCUGGAUUUUCUUAAUCCCAGUGUUCCUGGGUCUUGUGCAAGUUGGCCUCUUUCUGGAACAAACAGGCUUCUUCUUGCGUCAUGGCAAGAGUUCCCAUCGCAACAGCGUCUUACUUUGGAUCUUGGGAGUUUAUCCGGCAUUCAGCCUCACCUCCCUCAUCAGCUUGUUCAUCCCUCGAGCUUCCUUUGUCUGCAACUUUGUGGCCUCCAUCUACCACUCCAUCACCCUCUGGAAGUUCCUCGCGUUGAUCCGAGACUUCUUUGGUGGCUCAGAACGCAUGGUCCAGCAACUGGCCGGGCAGCGGGUUUCUCCAAAUCCUUUUCCGUGCUGCUGCUGUUGCUGCCUUCCUGAGAUUGCUGUCAACCGAGCAAGCUUACGAUGUAUGACUGUGGCAGUGUACCAGCUCUCUCUCAUCCGCAGCAUCCUCUUCUUCAUCACCCUUAUUCUCUGGACUGACGAUGAAUAUGACUACGGCGAUGUGGGCUACACCUAUCCCAAUUCAUACAUCAAUGCCAUUAUAGGCAUCUCCACCUUCCUCUCCUUCUAUGGCUAUUUGCUCUUUUACAAGGCCACCAAGCCAUCCCUCGAGGGCUACAGCCUGCGCUCCAAGUUUGUCUGCAUCAUUUUGGUUCUAGUCCUUUGUGGGCUGCAGAGCGGAAUCCUGGAAGCGAUGGGGGCCGUCGGUGCCAUUCCUUGCAGCCCACCUCUUUCACCUGUCACCCGCUCCCAAAUGAUCUACUACUAUGCUUUGGCCAUUGAGAUGUUCUUUAUUGGUGUAUUUGCCCAUCAUUCUUUCCGAAGAGUUGAACCUUGUUUGGAGGCUCAACAGGUCAUCCACCAUCAAGCCUCCCAGACCCAGGAGAGCCCAUCUGGUCGUUGUAGCCCUGCUGAUGGUAUAUCUGUGGAGGGAACAAACCCCAGCUACAUCUGUGAUGAGGCUUUCUGUACAAUUGAGCAUUCUCCCCUGGACCACUUUGAUUUCACUGUCAAGGAGCCUGUGAACAGAAAGCAGCAAAGUUGGGGACUUGGCUGCCAGAGAGUGGGAGCCCUGAAGGCAGGGGAACUUAAGUUAAGCCUACAACAAACUGGAACUGAAGCAUCAAGUGAAAUCCAAAUUCAUUCCCAGGUUGGCAAAAUGGAUGCAAAUGGAGCCUCUGCUGUAUAGCCACCAUCUUUAGAGAAUGGAGAACACAGCAACAGCUGGAUUCAGAAGGAUGCAUGAUAUCAAGGCAUAUAGACUGGGGGGCACUGAACUCCAGGUAUGACUAGACUAGAAUGUGCACCUGUGUGAAGAUCUGCGCAGAAAAAUAAUCUUGUGGAAGAUUUCAGUGGUUCUGUAUUAGGUGGGGAACCUUUGUUCUAGCCAUGGCUAAACUGCCUCAGGGGUAGACUGAGGAACUACUGGUAGGCAGGUUGGACAUGUGGGGAAAACAGAACCAUUAUUCUUCUUCCUGUAACACCCUCCCAUCUUUAUUCUUCUCCUUUUUCUCUUACUCUUUCUGGAAGCCUAACCUGUUUUCUUGUGGAGAACCUUUCAGGUGGCACAGGACAUUAGGGUGAAAACCACCCCUGUUCAAUUUUACAACUCUGCAGAACUCACCAGACUAAAAUGGUUGGCACUUCAUGGCUUCAUGCACUGUACAAACCCACAAUGGGAAAACCCAGGAAUUCAGAUUUAAUCUGAAAACUGUACUUUUGUAUCUGCUUUGUUUAAGAAAAAAAUUAGCAAACAGUCCAUGGUCAGUAUAAUUAAGCUGGGAGUGCUUAAAACAGGCUAAGCAAGAGAAAUUAGGAACAUCUGAUAAAUUCAUGAAGAAUGUUGCUGACUUAAAAGGUUUCCACCACAAGACGCUCCAAAUAUCUUCUUGGAACCUGUUAAGUUAGUUAGUCUAAG
This is a messenger RNA of Python bivittatus (Burmese python), 2134 nucleotides long. RefSeq names its product organic solute transporter subunit alpha-like. Lineage: Eukaryota; Metazoa; Chordata; Lepidosauria; Squamata; Pythonidae. The record is from RefSeq and is a predicted model, not a curated record.